AUGGCAAUAUGGCCCUUCGGUCGCAAGGGCAAGCGGCCCAGGAGUCAAAUGAAGGCCUCCGACGCCGCCGACCGAAGAUUAUCUCUCGAAGACUCCGCUGAACGUGCGAAAGUGGGCAGAAAACCGUCUCGGAAGCGAUCAAAACGUGAGAAACAUCGAAGUAGUCCUGCUCCUCCUCGUGCGGGUGAGACGGCCUUUGCGUAUGAUCUCGACAACCGCACCUCAGUUUCCAGUAUUGGUCAGGAUAAUUUUGCCGUCGCUCGUCCCACACCAAUGCUGCAGAAGCGGAAUUCGGGUAAUGCAAAGGGAAAUACUUUGAAGAAACGACUGAGCAAACGUUCUGCUCGCGAAUUGCAACGAGAGCGCGAGAUUAAAGCCCUGAGUUCUUCGCCUCCGUCUGGUCAUCCCCGUCUCGCGAACGCUUGGGGUUAUCAAUCGUCGGAUGUCCGUCGCGGACCCAGCGUUAACAGCCGCUAUGGAGAUCACCAUACAUCUAAUCAGAGUCUCCCAAUGGGCUCUCAGUCAUCCCUAUCGGAUAGCUCUGAUUUAUAUACAUACAAAGUCAAUGCCUUUGCAGUCUUUACUCCGCGACCCGUGAUCCGCUACUCGGAAAAUCACAUCAAACACCUCCCUCCUCGCAGUACAAACCCGUCGUCGAACUCGAUGCGCAAGGAUGCCAAUCUCGGCGAUGAAGACGACUUGAAUUCGCACAAAAGAGUCGCGGAACUUGCCGACGAUAUGGAUGCUUCUGCUUUGAGGGAGAUGUUGGAACGGGAUCGCCGACGCAGAGAAAAGAAGCGAUUGGAAGAACAAGAGCGCAGACAACGGCGUUUACAACGAAGACUCGAGCGUGAACAACAGCAGCGUCAUGAAUCCGAGCAUGCUGAAGUGGGAAACAAAGUUGAAGAAAUCGAUAUUGAUGAGCUACGCGGCCGAGACAAGACUCCUUCUCCCGCUACGUCAUCUAGACAAAUUCGUCCAGAGAGUACCGUUGACGAAGAACAUGAACUACGAGAGAAAGACUUCUUGCCGGAGCAGGAAGGAGGUUCAUGGUUACGGGGACCUUCCAACAAUAGCCAGCAACGGGAUAAACGCUUCUCUGAUAUUUCGGCGCACGUUAUUGGCAAUAUCGACGACCGGUCUCUCCGUGCCGGUAAACAGGGUCACGAUGUGAAUGCAACGUCGGAAGAAGACGUUUCAAGGCAUCGAUCACCGCUGUUCCAGGCUGUUGCUAAUAGCAGCUCCAUCCAUAUGAGCAGUAUAGCUCAAGAGUCCAUUUCGGAUAUCUCGCGUACUGAGAACUCUGAGAAACGCCUUUCAGACACUAGCAGUAGACGCAUGUCGUCUUGGAUAGCGUUCUUUAGACGAAACAGUCUGCGAAAGAGAAGGUCAAGAGACGCGCCUCCGUCGGAAUUUUCCAACACAUCUCGAGACUCCUUCAUGAAGGCGCAAUCACAUGGCGCUGGUCCGUCAUCCAUGCCGAUCCCCAUACCCGACCGAAAUGUCCGACGUGCUGGUACUGUGUACCGCGCUCAGUCGAAAUUUGUGGAACAUCUCGAUAACUAUCCCCCGUCUGCAUCCGACUCGCGCGUGCAAUCCCCUCUCCCAGUGCCUCUGGAAACGGUGCCGGACACGCCAGUUGUGGCUAAUCUGAAUUCUACUGAACCAAGUCCUCGUCAGUCCUACACCGAAGGCGACGACGACGACAACUACGAGAACGACGUCGAGCGCAGCCGUCCGAUGUCCUGGGAUGAAAAGAGUGGCAUGCAGGCACAGUCACUAGCAUCGAUCGACUCGGAAGGAUCAUGGAUGUCUGGCAGUUAUCUACGCCGAAUCUCGCAAAAGAAUCCCAAUUUUACGUCAUGGCGCAAUAGCAACGGAAUGAACAAGCUUGAUAAAUACGACGAGGCGGAAGAAAACGAGGACGACGUCGCUAACGACGAGUAUCUCAACCGACUGGCCGAGGACGCUCCAGAAACAACCUCCAACUCAGUCAGUGGUCUACGUCGAGCUAGCAGCACAGCCAUCGGAUUGGAUAUUGCCGAAGCCGAGAGUGAUGACGGUAGUAGACGAUCAUCAAACAUGGGCGACAUGGAAACCUGGCACCAGGGAAUCGAGCGCAAACCAACCGUAGUCCGUCGCGAAUCUGGACGAGCCCGCGCAAUGUCGAAAGAAGUGAUUUUUGGUGAUGCCGAUAUGUUGGACACUGAUUCCAUGAUGGAUGAGGACAAUGCAAGCCCUGUCAGUCCCGUCAGUCAGGAGGCAGAAAUCAAUCGGGCGACAAGCGUUGACUAUGGUCGUGGCCACAAACAUGCUCGUCAGAUCAGUGCUGGAAGUGCUAAAUUGCUUGAUAUCCGGUCUCACGCGUCUAUUGAUUCGUCGAGACAGUGAUGCUAUUGGUUAGGUUGGUCGAACGACAUUGAACAGACGAUUCGCAUAUUCGCAUCACGCUCAUUACAUUGCUACACGAUUAUCUCCAAAAAAAACCCCCCCCGGGAAAAAUUUGAAAACGAAAAAUUGAUUUGAUGCGCCGAUAUAAAAAAAAAAGAAAAUGAUUGAAAAGGACUUGAAAAAAAAACCGAAAAAAAAAAACACGAAAAAAACGAGCAAAACGCAGAAAAACAACACAAAAAAGAAGGAAAAUCAAAAAAGCAUCAAAUCACGAUAAUGCUUAUCCUCACGACUUUCUCAUUUGACUUUAUCCAACGCGAACUAACGAACUCGAUCUGUUUUCUGCUACUGACAAACCGACCAAUGGCGACCUGACGAUGGAUGUAUUUUGAAUGAUGUUUUUAUCUAGUGUUUCGUUGAAGUUGUAUCAGAUACCCCAUGCCCAAUGUUUAUGUAUUUAUUCGUUUAGAGUGUAUUCUAUCAGCAUGCUGCCGUUGUAUAUAUCCCGGUAUCCU
This is a messenger RNA of Talaromyces stipitatus ATCC 10500, 2906 nucleotides long. RefSeq lists its product as uncharacterized. The record is from RefSeq and is a predicted model, not a curated record. The transcript has a single exon. Lineage: Eukaryota; Fungi; Ascomycota; Eurotiomycetes; Eurotiales; Trichocomaceae. Bases 1 to 2391 code for a protein of 796 amino acids.